Canis lupus familiaris (dog) is the source of this 3215-nucleotide messenger RNA. RefSeq names its product A disintegrin and metallopeptidase domain 3-like. The record is from RefSeq and is a predicted model, not a curated record. Gene Ontology annotation, cellular component: plasma membrane. Gene Ontology annotation, biological process: cell adhesion; proteolysis; binding of sperm to zona pellucida. The coding region runs from base 289 to 3054 and encodes 921 amino acids. The transcript is spliced from 27 exons. NCBI's taxonomy places the organism in Eukaryota, Metazoa, Chordata, Mammalia, Carnivora, Canidae. Gene Ontology annotation, molecular function: metalloendopeptidase activity.
AGUAACAGCUUUCCACUGUCUGCCCCACCAAGAACACUGGUUCAGACGAUCACACACAGACAAGAGCGUCUUUGCGAACAUCCAGGAAUUGGUUUAAGUUCCAGCCCUCCCCUGAGCAACAAGAUCGGGAACUGGAUACAUCGAAGAAGAGCAGCACCCCCAGUAGACCAGAAUUGCCGGAGCAAUACUUCACUUCUCUCACAUGCCACCAGCAUCCACCACAGUGCCAGCUGGCUCUCAAGAAGUACUUGGAGCAGGAAUGAAAAGAAGGCCCAGUUAUUUUUGUUGAUGCUCGAGGCACAGAGAGAGAGAGAGGCAGAGACGCAGGCAGAGAGAGAAGCAGGUUUCAUGCAGGAAGCCCGACGUGGGACUCGAUCCUGGGUCUCCAGGAUCCCACCCCAGGGUGAAGGCGGCACUAAACCACUGGGCCACCGGGGCUGCCCUAUCUCUGAUCUUUUAGAUGUGAACAAACAGACCAGAGAAGUAAUUCAGCCAUUGCGCCAGAAAACUACGACGUGGACUAUUAACACCGCCAAGCACUUCACCGGCAAACGGCCCGUCUCCAGGGUGGAAAUGCACUUCGUGACCCUCACGUCAUCCCCGAACGAGUCUCCGAUGUCCCCGCCUUGCAAAAUAAAGCGCAAGCCCACGAGGGCAGCAGGACCCGCGGGUGUGCGCUUCCCACGCGCAGCGGGCGGGGCAGGGGGCGGGGGCGGGGGGACUGGCCCCGCGCGCGGCCGCCGUUCCGCAGCCAACAGCCGUCACCGUGGCCAGGCCGGCGGGCCCCGCGAUGCUGUCUCUCUCCUGCUGAUGCUCUCAGGUCUGGGCCGGCUGACCUCCGCGGGCCAUCAUCCUGAACCAUCCCUUCUACAAAUUACCGUGCCGCGGAAGAUUGGGACAAGUACCAAUGACGGUGAAGAUUUCAAAACACAUGUCAUUUAUGCCAUCAAAAUUGACAGGGAAACCUAUACUCUCCAUCUUAAAAAACAGAAUUAUUACUAUAGAGUCCUGCAACAAACAUCCUUGUCAUUUUUAGACCCUCAUUUCCUGGUGUAUGCAUACAACAAAUUAGGAAAAUUGUAUCCAGAUUCUUCUUUUGAAAAGGGCCAUUGCUUUUAUCAAGGAUAUGCUGCAGAAGUUCCAAAAUCAGCUGUGACACUUAGCACCUGUUCUGGACUUAGGGGAUUAUUGCAGUUGGAGAAUGUCAGUUAUGGCAUUGAGCCAGUGGACUCUACAGCUGCAUAUGAGCAUAUGCUUUAUCAAAUAAAUAAUGAUAAAAUUGAUUUUUCUCUCUUACACAAAAAUCCUAUGCCCCAAUUGGUACAAAAGUCCUACAAGAUUCUUGUGAAAUCAGAAAAAGAUUCAGAUAUACUAUUAAAAAGAAUUCUGAAAAUACAAAUCAUUAUGGAUAAAGCCUUGUUUGAUUAUAUGGGCUCUGAAGUGGCAGUUGCAGCUGAGAAAGUUGUCCAUAUCUUUGGUCUUGUCAAUACUAUGUUCUCCCAGCUUAAAGUGACUGUUAAGCUAACUUCUUUGGAGCUCUGGUCAGAUCAAAAUAUGAUUUCAACUAAUGCGGAUGCUGAUGAAGUACUACAGAGAUUUGUGUCAUGGAAAGAACAAUUUUUGUUUCAAAGAUCCCAUGAUCUAGCAUAUUUAUUAAUUUAUAGGGAUCAUCCUAAUUAUGUAGGAGCAACAUAUCAUGGAAUGGCAUGCAAUCCAAAGUUUGCUGCAGGAAUUGCUCUGUAUCCACAGGUGAUAACUUUAGAGGCGUUUUCAGUUGUUAUAGCACAGUUGCUUGGAAUUAGUCUGGGAUUAACAUAUAAUAAUGACAUCUUCACUUGUUACUGCCCAGGAGCUACAUGCAUAAUGAACGCCAAAGCAAUACGUUCCCAUGGUGUAAAGUUUUUUAGCAGUUGCAGCAUGGAUGAAUUUAAACGUAUGGCUUCACAGCCUGAAUUUGAAUGUCUUCAGAAUCAAGCCAUUUCAAAUGUGGGUUACCACACAGCAAGUUCACUCUGUGGCAAUGGAAUUUUGGAAAACUCAGAACAAUGUGAUUGUGGUAGUACAGAGCAGUGCAAAAAAUAUGAAAAAUGCUGUAAUCCUGAAGAUUGUACUCUGCUUGAAUUUGCAGAGUGUGGCACUGGACCAUGCUGUAAAAAAGAUACUUGUCAGAUAUCCACCAAAGGAACUGUAUGUCGGGAAAGUAAAGAUCCCUGUGAUUUUCCAGAAUUUUGUGAUGGAAUACAUGAGAAUUGCGUACCUGAUGUGCAAUCUGCUGAUUUAGAACCAUGCAAUAAUAACACUGCUUAUUGCUAUGAGGGAAAAUGCCGAGAUACAGAUAAACAGUGUGCAGAGUUAUUUGGAAAAUUUGCAAAGGGUUCUACUUCUCUGUGCACACAAGAAGUGAAUAUGCAGGAUGAUGAUUUUGGAAACUGUAGAGGAGGAUUUUGUAAUUUUAGGGAUAUCUUAUGUGGAAAGAUAGUUUGUCACUGGACACAGUUAGAAAUAAUACCAUUUAAAAAAUUUGAUAUUCAGUAUACUUACAUGGAAGGCCAUUUGUGUGUCUCUGCAUAUUUGAGAACACCAGCAGCACAUUUAAGAGAAGAUAUUACCUAUACAUCAAAUGGCACUAUGUGCGGUCCAGAUAGGUACUGUUACCUGGGACAGUGCUCUUCUAGGACUUCAUUUAUACAGAGAACAAACUGUGACUCAAAAAUAAAUUGCAGUGGACAUGGGGUUUGCAAUAAUUUGCUUCAUUGUCACUGUGAUGUUGGAUAUUCUCCUCCACUUUGUAAACCAUCACGAACAUCACCAGGAGGAAGUAUUGAUAACGGGUUUUGGAAUAGGGGAAGUGAUGAUAACAACCUGAUUAUAAAAAGACGUGCUUCUUUUCGAAAAAAUAGCCUCUUGUUUGGUUUCUACAUUUUUCUACCUCUCCUUAUUAUAGCUGCCAUCAUGGCUUUUAAAUGGAAUAAACUAAGAUCUGGGAAUCGAGAGGGAACAGCAACUGAAGGAACUAUAUCAGAAGACAGCAAUAAUAACAGCACCCUGUCAUAGAGUUAAAGUGUUUAAAAAGCCAUAGGUUGGGAAAAGAGUAUUACCAAGACAUUCACCAUUAACUCUGAUCUGAGAAUGAAAAAAAUCUACUAGUCUCUCCUUUUGUUAUGGCUUAAAGCUUUCAAUUUCACAAAUAAAAAUAAAUCCUGAGAGUGAAAGUA